AGCCGAGUACUUACUGUUAAAUGGACAUCGUGGUAAAUCAAUGACUCACCAAACUGUUCACUCAUGUUGUUGGUACUCUUACUAACAUUAGUUAUUUUUGUUCCUGAUGAUAUUGAUGCACAGUGCUCUUCAUUAUCAACCCUAUCAGCCAAUACAAAUGAAAAAGUAAUAGAAAAAUCAAAGGAAAGUAAUUUAGACUGUCAUUGGACAAUUGAAUCCCCCGACCAUGUUGAAAUAAACGUAACAAAGUGGUCAUUAGCACAGACAUGCGCAGAAGACAGCCUUCGGAUUUAUGAUGGACAUAAUACCCAUGGGCUAUUGUUGGCCGAACUUUGCAGCUAUGGCUCAAUCAAAAUUAUGGUUUCACGUCGUGGAAAGGCGCAUGUGUGGUUCAAAACCGGAAGUACAAGCACCGGGACUGGAAUAACACUGACGUACAAAUCGUAUGGUCAAAAUUUACCUUCAUGUAACUCUGGAUACGAGUGGCCUCAACGACGCUUUGUUAGAGCUGACGAAACACACCAGGUCAUCACCUCUGAGAAUUAUCCUAACAACUACCCAAAAGAUGAUAAAGAGGAGUGGGUUAUUAUUAAGCCUAGUGCAUCCACACCUCUAGCUAUUGUUGUUGAGGAUAUGGAUAUUGAAGACAGUCAUCACUGUGGAUAUGAUUACCUCGCUGUAUAUGACGGGAAGUGUUCAUACGACAAAGAGAAAGCAAAGUUAUGUAACGAUAGAAAAGGAUCUUGGACCCUAACAGGAAACAAAUACUCUCUAAUCAGAUUCCAUUCUGAUACUGAUAGAACAGGAAAAGGUUUCAAACUUCGUUUCUACUUAGGCACUGUUGAAGAACCAAAAGGAGAUUCAAGUGCUCUGCAUGCCAUUUUGAUUGGAUUAAUAGCUGCCUGUAUAGUUGUAAUAUUUUUACUGGCAUCAGCUAAAUUAUACAUGCGCUGUUUCAAGAAACCAAAAGUUCGUCCAAACCAAGACCAUCUUCGUAACCGGAGAGCAGUUCUUGAGGCUCAAGUCCGAAGAGGUCCACUUGGAUCAAGAUUAGCCAGAAUGAUGACAGCGCAAUCAAUUCAUUCGGAAAUGACUCGGUACCUGAGCAAUACCACGGAGCACGAUAGCCGAGUCUCCACAUUUGAAAUUUCAACGUCACAGUCGUCAGGAGCUGGUUUGGUUUUUGAAGAUGGAAUGUUCCAGCCGCCAUCUUAUAGUACUCUUUUUCGCCAUUCGGAAGAACCAUCAGCACCCCCAGCAGAUACAAAUGCCCCGCCCCCUUAUCCGGGUUCUCCGGAUUAUAAACUUGAAGAUCAAGGAAAUACCGUCAGUGUUGCUCAUGCGUCACCCAUACACGAAAGCAAUAAGGCCAGUGAUGGCCUGACGAACGUAGAGACGGUCCCUCCACCACCAUACAACUCUAGCUAAAUCAUUCAAAUAUACUGGUUCCCUGUCCUUUGUCUGUUUCGCUCUGACACAAUGGGGAUUCAGAAACCCGUAUGUUUAUUGAAAGGUAGGCUGGUUCUCUCCCUUUAACAUAUGGAUAUUUGAGUCUCCAUAUAUGUGUUCCUGUCAAAAUUUGGCGAAACAUAUAGUUGUAUAUUCUUUAAAAUGACUAUCAUCACGUUUGUUUUCAAUCAUCAACAAACAAACAAAAUACUCCCAAAUCAUAUGCAUGUUACGCAGAUUGAACAAUUU
Messenger RNA from Mytilus trossulus (common blue mussel), 1698 nucleotides. RefSeq names its product deleted in malignant brain tumors 1 protein-like. Bases 64 to 1428 code for a protein of 454 amino acids. NCBI's taxonomy places the organism in Eukaryota, Metazoa, Mollusca, Bivalvia, Mytilida, Mytilidae. The transcript is spliced from 8 exons. The record is from RefSeq and is a predicted model, not a curated record.